This is a messenger RNA of Anguilla rostrata (American eel), 3217 nucleotides long. RefSeq lists its product as uncharacterized. NCBI's taxonomy places the organism in Eukaryota, Metazoa, Chordata, Actinopteri, Anguilliformes, Anguillidae. Bases 569 to 3097 code for a protein of 842 amino acids. The transcript has 8 exons. The record is from RefSeq and is a predicted model, not a curated record.
UGGACCGGGAACCACCUGUAUGCAGAAGCAGAUGCCCCUGAUUAUUUAUUCCGCAAAAGACUGAAAAGCUUGCUUUAAUCUUUCAGCAAAAUUGUUUUCUCAUCGCCAACGUUUCUGAGCUUCAUGUCUGGGUUUUCAUUUGGAUUUAUCUGCUCUCGCCUGGCUUCAGCGAUAUCAUUUUGCAGAAACCCUAUAUUAAUCCAUUCGCAAGAUAUUUCAUUCCAUGAAUAUCACCCUUUUAAGCGACUGGAGCACCGUCUGUAUGCGGAAAAGAGUUAAUUUUUUCUGCCUAGUGUCCGCCGGGAAAUGCCUGAAAACGGUUUCAAUAGCUUCAUGUUGUUUAAUACUGCUUUUGGGUAUGGUGGUGUAAUUUUUUCAAUUUCAGUAUGAGAAUUUAAACUGUCUGGUUGCACCUCGCUCAUGUAGCCUGCAUCAACUGAUUGCGUCCAAUCACGCCGGAGUAAUCACGCUAACUUUAAAUUACCCACCAGCUGAAAACAGCAAUUCGUUUAUUAGUUCGUUUUCUCUGUGAUUCUCAACUACCCUACGGCGCUGUCGUCUGGUUGAAAUGGUUAAUGCGAUGAAUGUGUGUAUCUUGAAUUUGUGUAAUGUAUGGAGCUUGGUUCUGAUCAGCCUCGCUGGUCGAACUGAGGGUUAUGAGUCAAUGCUGGCCUCGGUCAAAAACAGCAAGAGAACGCCAUCAUACCAGUCUGAAGUACUGGGCGCCUCAGAUUUGGGUCAAAGAGACACCAAAUCUACCCCAGCGGCCAAGCCUGGACGCAUGGAUUUGUCUGAUUUCCAGACCCGUUUUCCGGUCCCGCGGGUCAUCGAGCGGUUGCAGGGACUCCCGCCUGCUGUCGUGCCGCGAGCUGAAAAUACGAUGACCAGCACCCUGGCUCAGUCACCCCAAGCGGAGACCGAUGCCCUCGCGGACGUGUCGGUCAACUGCUCGAGCACCGGGUUCACCGUGCGGGUCAAGAGGGACUUCUAUGGCUUCGCCGUCACGCCCUCGGAGUUGACCAUCGGAAGGACGUGCAAGAGCAAUGGGGUUGACGAAUCCUCCAACGACUUGCUGUUCACCUAUCCGCUAACGUCUUGCGAUAACAGGCAAGAGAGACUGCCCGGUCACACGCUGUAUAAGUACGCCCUGCACUUUGUGCCUGAGCCGACGCACCUGCCGGUCCGGUGGGCCCGCUGUCUCACCGUGGACAUCGAGUGCCGCGUAAAGAGCGUCCACCAGGUGCACCUGCUCGCGGUGCGUCCUACCUGGGCGACGCCCGCACGCAAGAUGUUGCAGGCCCAAAUGCCGGGGUAUGGAAUCCAGACGAUGAAUGAGGGGUGGACCGGGCCCAGCCCCUCCAGCGUCUUCCUCCUGGGGCAGAGGGUGCACUUCCAGGUGUUCGCCGUCUCCCCGCCGGCUGGCGGGAGGCUCUACGUCGAUCGCUGCCACGCCUCCACGGCGCCGAACCCCGACGCCUCUGUCAAGCACCCCGUCGUGGAGAACUACGGGUGCAUGGUGCACAGCAAAAGAGAAGGCAGUAGCUCGGGAUUUUGCCAGAGGACGGACAGGACCAUAAAUUUCGUGCUGGAGGCUUUCCAGUUUGACGAUAAUUCUACGGCCCAGGUGUUCCUGCACUGCCAUCUCUUUGUGGCGGUGGGGGGUCCCACGUCUACUGCCAAGUCCUGCACUCUAUAUGCUCACCAGAUACUCUCCUCUUGUGUCCCUUCUAUCCUGUCUCCCUUGCGCUCUUCCCGCAGGUGGAAGGAGAUCUCCGGGCGAGACUCCGAGUGUGACUGCUGCGACACCCAGUGCCGGCUUUCGGGAGGGGGGCGGCCGCUACACGAAGGCUUCCAGAGCAGUGGACCCCUGGUAUUUGCUCCUGUGGGCCCAGAAACCAAAAGAAGCACACCCCCGACACACCACAAACAGGGGGAGGCCGUCUUGCCCAAGAGCAGACUGGAGGAGGAGGAAGAGGAGGUAGAGGAGGAGGAAGAAGAUCGUGGGGCAGUGUUUCAGGACUUUGAGGAAGAAGAGUGGCCAGGGGAAUAUGAGUAUGCCUAUGUGUACGAGGAGGACCGUUACCGAGGGGACGGGAGCCACACCCCCUCCACUAAGAAGGCCUUGCAGUCUGGGGAGGGGGUGGAGCUUGGUGGGGAGAACAUGGGAUACACAUUUCAGAAGGAAGUGAUGGGGAUGAGGGAGGAGAUUGGGGAAAAGGCAGAAGCGGCAGUUGUUGAGGAGGUGGAGGGGGCAGUUGUUGGGGAGAAGGAGGAGGGGCCUAUGUCUAGGGAGGAGGAGGGGGCAGUUGUUGGGGAGAAGGAGAAAGGGCUGAUAUUUGGAGAGGAAAAGGGGCCAGUGGUUGGGGAGAAGGAGAAGGAGGGGCCAGUGGUUAGGGAGGAGGAGCUUGAUGGGGAGAUGGUACAAAAAUUUAAGGCAGGGAUGGGGAUGGGGGAGAAGCCCGAGGAGGGGGAGUGGCCAGAGUUUGAUGAGAAGAUUGGGGGAGGGCCAGUGUUUGGGGAGGAGGAGGAGCUUAGUGGUGAGGAGGUGCCAUCAUUGAAGGCAGUGAUGGGGGAGGAGAAUGAGGGGCAGUGGCCAGUGUUUGGGAAUGGGGAUUGGCCAAUGUUUGAUGAGAAGAUUGGGGAGUGGCCAAUGUUUGAGAAGAUUGGGGAGGGGCCAGUGGUUGGGGAGAAGGAGUUUAGUGGGGAAGUGGUACCAACAUUUAAGGCACUGAUGGGAAUGAGAGAGAAGACUGGGGACGGGGAGUGGCCUGACUUUGGGGAGGAGACUUGGGAGGGGGAGUGGCCAAUGCUUAGGGAGGAGGGGACUCAUAGGGAGGUGGGACCAGAAUUUAAGGCAGUGAUUGGGAUGGAAGAGGAGAUGGGGAAGGGAGUGGCAAAAAUGUUUGGGGAGGGGGCAAAGUCAUUGGUGAAAGAACGGUCAAAGUUUAUGGUGGGAAAGGAUGGUGGGGUUGGGGAGGGGCCAAUAUUUGGGAAGGAGGUGGAGCCAGUGGAACACUAUGGGCUCUCCUCUGGGAUUGGUGAUGCUAAAUUCCUGAGUGGCGGUGAUUGGCUGGCCAGUACACCCUGGCAUGACUGACAGUCUGAAUGGAUCUUCUUGGCCAGGCAGAGGCUCACUGGAAGAGAACGUCAGCAUUUGAUGGAACGUCAUCUAUUCUAUUGAUGCUAUCGGAUGAAUAAAAAUCUGAAAAUCCUCUUG